UGUCGGGACAGCAAUGAUGUCCGCGCUUGUUUGAAAACCUGCCGUAGCCAAAUCCGCAGUUUGGCUCCUGAUCCGAUUUGUUUUUAUGUUGCCGCCGGUGGAGGCUCAUACAGAGGAAAGACAAGGACUCCGCGACAAGAGCCAGACUAUUCCUUAUUAUCAGAAAUAAUGCUGAUAUCUGUAACUCAUGUCGGAAGUCGUGUAUGAAGAGACAGCCACGAUGAUCGCCGCAGGGGAAUUGCAGUCGUUUGUCCCGUUUGGCCGCGAGCACUGCAGGAACCAUCCAAAUGCCUUCAACCUGCAGCUCAGAGAGCUUCAGCCUGCCUCCGAGCUCUGGUCGUCAGACGGCGCCGCCGGCCUUGUGGGGUCCCUGCAGGAAGUGAGUCUCCAGGAGCGAGAGAGGGAAUGCUGGCAGCUUAGGAAGGGCUGCAUGGGAGUCAGGGAGGAGGAUGUGGAGUUUGAAGAGGAGCUCUACGCAGCAGGAAAUGUGGUCGUCUGGAGCCAGGGCAGUCGGACCCAAGCCUCCAAUGUAUACAAGGCCUUCACCGUUGACAGCCCAGUGCAGCAGGCCUUAUGGUGUAACUUUGCUGUUCCUCAGUCAAAGAAAGAUGAGGAAGAAGUGGAGCAGACAGUGUGUAUCAUCCAGAGUAGCUGUGUCAAUGUUCACACUGUGACCGGGAAGGAUUUCAUCUCACCACUACCCUUCCAGGUCUCAGAUGUCUUGGCGACCAAGUUUGGACUUUUGUUGGAACGAAAAAACACAGCGACCGACGCCCAACUGAGCCCCCCCGGGGAACCUUUGCCCACAUUGUUCAGCAUGCUGCAUCCUCUAGACGAGAUCGCGCCAGUGGUGUGUAAGCCUGCGGGCCUGUUUGAAGGCUCCUGUGUGCAGUAUGCGUCUGACUCCACCAUGAAGAUAGUGUUCUGUUGCUGUCAGCCCUCUAUCGUUGUCUCCUAUGACACUGUUCAGGGAAUACACUCUGUCUGGGCCCUGCGCAAGGUCACGCAUGAUGAGCGGUCUGCAGUCCUGCGGUGUCCGACCGAGCCAGUCGGCACACCGUUAGGUCUGAUGGCUUCAGGCUUCCUGACCUCUCACCUCCGUAACAUCUCCCGCCUCGACUCCCCCGGUGGGAGUGGGGCAGCUGGGCUCGGUCCUGGAACCGGAGCAAGUUGUCCUGUUGGCACAGGCUCUCCUCUCCACUACAGCGCUCUGCACAGCAACCAGAGCAGGAUCAUGACGUCCUCACCAGGUUUACACUCCCGUGUUCAUUCCCCGAGUAUAUCCAACAUGGCUGCCCUCAGCCGCGCCCACUCCCCAGGCAUGGCGGCUCCGUCCUUUUCAGGUGUGGCUCGUUUCAACACGUCUUUCCACAGCCCGUCCCCCAGGGGGCACCAUGGCUUGUUACCGUCGCCCAACAGCACGGUCAAUGAGACGAUGCUCGUGCCAGAGAUGGAGCCCAUCAUACCCGACCUCUGCAUGGAACAGCUGUGGAGUGAGACGGUCACCGCCGGCUGUCACAGGGAGAUGAGCAGCCAGGCAUCUAAAGUAUUCCUGACCUCUGACGUCUGUGAGAACCGCUACCUCUGUUUCCUGGUGGAGUCCCAUCAACAGCUCAGAUGUGUGAAGUUUAUUGAGAGCAAUGAUACAUCUCAGCUCAUCUUCGCCUCUGUAACGACCAUCCCUGCCAAAGAUGCCGAACCUCUGCAGAAUAUAGAUGCCAUGCUGGUUCUGGAGGCCUGUGGCAGUCUGGUCCUCUACACAGGAAUCACCAGGGUCAGUAAGGUGUUUGUCCCUGGACUCCUGUCGCCCACCUUCAGCCUGACCAACCACCUCCCUCACCUCAGCACGCCGGUGGAGAACGUUAGCACGCCGGCUAACGCUGGUAGCAGGCACCUCCAAAGACUGGAUGAGGCCGUGAUGCCUUCACCAGUGUCAGAGCUGAGGAGUUCAAACAUGAAACACCACGAAGCCUCAUUUUUGGAAGAUUACACUUUCCAACAAGCCAUGCCCUACAUCCAUGCCUUGCGGGACCCCGUCUGCAACCGCGUCACUCUGGAACUAAAUAGUGGCACAAUGCUGAGGAUCUCUAUUCCAGAGAUCGCUACCUCAGAGCUGGUGAGGAAAUGCCUUCAGGCGAUUCGUUUAAUCCUGCCCAAGGAAGCUGCCAUGAAGGUUUUGGUGAAGUGGUAUAACAUCUACAACGCCCCCGGCGGUCCCAGUGCCCAUGCAGAGUGGAACCUGUUUGUCACCUGUUUCAUGACACUGAUGGGCUACAACACUGAACGCCUGACUUGGACAAGAAACCUGCAUUUUGAAGUGCCUCUCUCUCCGGUGAUUGCAGCCAAGAAGGCUCGUCCAUCUGACGGAGGCUCUGAUGAGGACUGGGACUAUUUAUUGGGGUCUCAUUACCACGGUCAGAUGAAUUUUCAGCCUUCCUGCGGUCCAGUGGACUCCAGUGGCUCCAACAACACUCUCACCACAGAAACUGAGGGCCUGUCCUCUGUGUCUUCUCCUCCCAGUCCAUCCCUGAAGUUGGACAGUUCAGCUCCUCUCUUCCCCCACAUUCCCGCACUUUUCUACGUUCUCCAUCUGCUCUAUCAGGAGCUGCAGCUGGACGAGCUGCAGAGAGCAAGAGCCUCAUCACUGGUUUGUCUGCUGCAGCAGCUGGCCAGGGACCUCCAGUUGGAUGAAUAUGUGGAUCUGUACUGGAGAGACUACCCUUCAUUAAUUAGCGGCUUCACUGAGAGCUGCCUCAUAGACCAGGCUCUGAUUGGUCAAAUGCAGCGUCCAUCCUUCCUGAGAGCGGAGCCUCCAUGUGUGUUCAGCUGGCUCAGUAGCUGUCUGAGAGGAGAAGAGAUCCCUCCUUUCCCCUACCUGCCUGGCAUCUGUCAGAGGACCAGGCUGCUGGUUCUGAGUUAUGCGCUCUACAUCACCGGAGAUGAAAAUGCUACUUCGACAGAUGUGUCAAAGUACCUGGUCAAGCUCUCUGCAGGCCAGAAGUCCUGUGCCAGUGAACCGCAUUACAGAAGACAGAGCAGCGUGAAGACCAUGCUUUCCUGUGUGAGUCUGUCUGAGCAGCUUGUGGUCUGGCUCACCUCGGAGGGUUUCACCCUGAAGGACCUGGACUCAGUCCCGUUUGGCGUGGCUCUGCCCAUCCGAGAGGCCAUCUACCGCUGCAGGGAACAGCCGUGUUCUGAUUGGUCUGAGGAGGUCUGUAUGCUGAUUGGGCGACAGGAUUUGACCAAACAAGCCCACAAGAUGACCCUGGCCAAGAGCAAAGCUUCUGUAGGCUCAGGUCUGUCCUUGGAGCCUCCUGCGACGGCAGAAGCAGAUGAGGAGGAAGAUGGGAUGUCAGACAUCAUUCAAGAGGUCACAGGGCUGAUCUGGAGUCAGGAUCUUAGGGUCCAGGAGGUCCGGAGGCUCCUGCAGAGUUCCAGACCGGUCCGAGUCAGUGUUGUCCAGCUACCGGAGGUUUCUGACCACGAGUACAUAGAGGAGAAAGAGAACAAACUCCUGCAGUUGUGUCAGAGGACCAUGGCUCUCCCAGUUGGCCGAGGCCUCUUCACUCUCUUCUCCUAUCACCCUGUACCGACUGAACCUUUACCUGUCCCCAAACUCAACCUCACAGGCCGCGCCCCGCCUCGGAACACUAUGGUAGACCUGAACAGCGGGAAUAUUGACGUUCCUCCCAAUAUGACUGGCUGGCCCAGCUUCCAUAAUGGAGUGGCUGCUGGACUUAAAAUAGCCCCAGCUUCACAGGUGGACUCAGCCUGGAUUGCGUACAACAAGCCAAAGAGCCCUGAGCUGGCUAAUGAGUAUGCGGGCUUCCUUAUGGCCCUGGGCCUCAACGGACACCUCACCAAGCUGGCCACGCUCAACAUACAUGACUACCUCACCAAGGGCCAUGAGAUGACCAGUAUUGGGCUCCUACUGGGCGUGUCUUCAGCCAAACUGGGCACGAUGGACAUGUCAGUUACCCGCCUGCUUAGUAUACACAUCCCUGCCCUGCUCCCACCCACCUCUACUGAGCUGGAUGUACCACACAAUGUUCAGGUUGCUGCUGUAAUUGGCAUUGGGCUGGUCUACCAGGGAACAGGACACAGACACAAUGCUGAAGUCUUGCUGUCUGAGAUAGGUCGACCCCCUGGUCCGGAGAUGGAGUACUGUACAGACAGAGAGUCCUAUUCACUAGCUGCUGGACUCGCCCUGGGCAUGGUCUGUCUGGGGCAUGGCAGUAACCUGAUUGGGAUGACAGACCUGAAUGUUCCUGAGCAGUUGUACCAGUACAUGGUGGGGGGCCACCGCAGGGCUCAGGCCGGGGCCAACCGGGAGAGACAUAAGUCUCCCAGCUACCAAAUCAAGGAAGGUGACACAAUCAAUGUGGAUGUGACGUGUCCAGGGGCCACGUUGGCCCUUGCCAUGAUUUACCUCAAGACCAACAACAGGUCGAUUGCUGAUUGGCUGAAACCUCCAGACACUUGGUUCCUGUUGGAUUUCAUCAAGCCAGAGUUUCUGCUGCUGAGGACUCUUGCUCGGUGUAUUAUCAUGUGGGAUGAAAUCCUCCCUAAUACUGAGUGGGUCAAGAGUAACAUACCCCAGAUCAUGAGAGGGACUUUUGACCCUUCAGAGGACAUUAACAUGGAGACAAUGGCCCAAGCCCAAGACUACAUUACAGCUGGGGCCUGUAUGGCACUGGGCUUACGCUUCGCCGGUUCUGCCAACUCCGAUGCCUUCGACUGCCUCUACGAGUUUGCCAGGAGCUUCAUGAAGAUCAUGUCCUUCGCUGGUACAGCUGCUGUUCAGACAGGUUAUUACAAUCUGCAGACCUGUCUGUCAAUGAUCCUGCUGGCUAUGUCCAUGGUGAUGUCCGGUACCGGGAACCUCAAGGUCCUGCAGCUCUGUCGCUUCUUCCACAAGCGAACCGGCGGCGAGAUGAACUACGGCUUCCACAUGGCUCAUCACAUGGCACUGGGCCUGCUCUUCCUUGGAGGGGGGAGGUACACCCUGAGCACCUCCGAUUCAGCCAUCGCUGCUCUGCUGUGUGCCCUGUACCCACACUUCCCUGCUCACAGUACUGACAACCGAUACCACCUGCAGGCCCUGCGGCACCUGGCCGUGCUGGCUGCCGAGCCACGCCUGCUGGUCCCUGUGGACGUGGACUCCCUGAAGCCCUGCUACGCCCUCUUAGAGGUCACCUACAAGGAGACCAAGUGGUACGAUGAGACGACAGUAGAACUGAUGGCUCCCACCAUGCUUCCUGAGCUGCACCACCUCAAACGGGUAAAGGUGAAGGGGCCACGUUACUGGGAACUGUCCGUAGACCUCAGCAAAGAAACGCAGCAUCUGAAGUCCAUCCUGUCUAGAGAUGGGGUGUUGUAUGUGAAACUACGGGCCGGCCAGCUGCCCUACAAAGACGACCCUCAGGGCUGGAAGAGCCUGCUGGCCUCCACCGUCAACCAUCGCAACUCUGGAGUCCGAGCCUUCAAGCCCGAAGCCAUCUCUAUGUUCACCUCUGAGCCCGCCUUGGUCUCUUUUGCCGAGUUCUUCUGUAAAACCUCUGAAGGAAUGAAACACCGGGAGGAUACUCUGGUGUUGUUCUCGGCCAUGCUUUAUGAAUGUGUGACGCAGGAGUGUCCGGAGAUGCUGCCCACAUACAUCGCUAUUGAGCAGGCGGUAGGUGCCCUGCGUCGGGGUGACCUGAUGCAGACCUUCCCCCUCUGGCAGCUGCGUCUGGUGGUGGAGCUGUGGGACAGCAGGGUGCUGCGGGGUGCCACUAAUCGCCAUGACGUCCUGCUCACCUCCGAGUUUCUGCCCGUCAUGAAGAACACAGUGGAUGUGGCACUGGACAGCUGGCUCAAAGAAAACAGCUCAGUGUUGAAGUCCUACAUGAGAGGCGAAGCCCUCCCCAAGGAGUCCCAGUCCAUCACAUUGGCCUGCUUCUUGGUGUACCGCUCCAUCCCCUGCCUCAGGAACACACAAACGCAGCUGGAGGGCUGCAGCUCACUCGGGGAUUUAUUGUCACGUAGCAGCCAGUUGGGCAUCCCUCUCAGAGACCUGCUAAGGCUGGUACCCAUCCUGCUGGACUCUGCAUCCAGACCUCAGACACUGCCAGGCUUCACUCUGCAAGCAUUUUCAUCCUGAUGCUCAGAACGACUCAGCUGGCCAGUAACCUCUCAGAGAUGCAGUUCAUAGCCUUAACGUUCCCGUUGCGAGCACAGGUAGGACAGAUAGCUGAUUUCUACCUGUAACACCUGUGGGCGUGUGCAGCAAGUGAGACAAAAUGUGACCAUAAGACGUCUUGCAUCCCUGUGUUGUGGCUGCCCUGCCUCUGAGAAGAACAGUUUGAAAAAUGCAGACUUUGUUUCCUUCUCUGCCACUAGAAAAUGGAAUAACUAAUAUUAGAGUUUUGUAAUAUAAUAUUUCUAUUUAGUUUUUUUUUUUUUUUAAUAUAAAGAAUGUUUAGGCUCCAGUAAUGAUGCAGUGUCGAGCCAUUUUUGUCGUGCAACAAAACCAGGAGGCGGACUUUUUCGAUGCGUACCAUUUGCUCAAAAGUCCAGCAGCAGGCAACUUUUCCUCCCUGCCAAACAAGGACAGAAACAACUGGUCAAUACAAAAUGAAAAGUCGUACCAGUGACCAUGCUGCCUUUGAGGACUCUCCUUAGUUCAGGCUGGUGUGCUGUGACGACAGGAAAACUGAGGCGAGACAAUAAAAUGGAAGAGUACCUGUACAGUUCAUGAAUACUGUGUUUUAUUCUGUGUCUUAACAUUUCCCCAUGAGGCAGAAAAUCUGAAGGACAUCUUUUUGAAAAACACUCGUGCUUUUUCCUGGGUGUUAUUUUAUGUUUGACAAGACCAGCUGAGGUUUUGCUGCUCAUUAAACCUCUAAGAGCGCUCUGUUUUUUUGGUUUUGCUGUGUUCCUUCAUUGGCUGAACCCUAAUCAGCCUCCAUACAACAUUGUCCAUCAUGUAUUUGUUAAAACAGAUCUUACUGUUGUGGUGCCAGCACUGCAUCCCUGUGGUCAAGAUGAAGGUCUUUUGAAGUGAGUCGAAGAUCAAAACGGGCUGUGGGUUUGCUUCGGGUGCUUCCCCACAUGAAAGGA
Messenger RNA from Xiphias gladius (swordfish), 7101 nucleotides. It is a transcript of the gene anapc1, whose product is annotated as anaphase promoting complex subunit 1. Gene Ontology annotation, molecular function: molecular adaptor activity. Lineage: Eukaryota; Metazoa; Chordata; Actinopteri; Istiophoriformes; Xiphiidae. The record is from RefSeq and is a predicted model, not a curated record. The transcript has 53 exons. Gene Ontology annotation, biological process: metaphase/anaphase transition of mitotic cell cycle; anaphase-promoting complex-dependent catabolic process; protein K11-linked ubiquitination. The coding region runs from base 188 to 6142 and encodes 1984 amino acids. Gene Ontology annotation, cellular component: anaphase-promoting complex.